This is a messenger RNA of Onychostoma macrolepis, 3979 nucleotides long. RefSeq names its product golgi associated kinase 1B (gene gask1b). The transcript is spliced from 5 exons. Gene Ontology annotation, cellular component: Golgi apparatus. The record is from RefSeq and is a predicted model, not a curated record. Lineage: Eukaryota; Metazoa; Chordata; Actinopteri; Cypriniformes; Cyprinidae. The coding region runs from base 430 to 1875 and encodes 481 amino acids.
AGGUUGGACAAGCAUUUAUAAAGAUAGGUGUAUGCCUACAGUCAAAAUCGCUACAGUUUAAAACCAUGCAUUCCUGAUGUACAUAAAUGACCACAUAGUCUGCACUGUUGUUCCUGUAUCCUGUUUUCUUUACUGGAGCCCAUCAUUAUUGCAUGUUAUUGCUUCACAGAUUGACACCGGUAAAUUCAAGUACAGAACAUGACAUAACAACAUUGUUUAUAGAUGGGGCGUAUAGGACAAGCGACAUUCUUGUUCGUUUGGGACUGUUAUCUCAGCUGAUCCGACAUCGGGACAGUUGUCUCAUUCAUGCUGGAGCGGCUGCGCUGAGCGGACCAUCUGGAGCUCCUGUCUACCAUCAAUAUGUAAACGAACGCUAUUCCAACGUGGAUAAAAGAAAAUCGACUUAAUCAUGCGCAGACACUCGUACCAAUGGAUACGCAUUCGACUCGUCCUAGAAAUGUCUGGGACUCUUUGAUUUAUUUGUCAGUGUCGUUUUUGAAAGUCUGCAACUGUUGGAAAUAUUCUGCCGUUCGGAAGUAUUUGAUUAUAGUUGUAGUGUGUUUUGUUUAUUUGUUUUUCACCGUUCAUGUUAGUCGCACGUCUACUCGCCAGGACAAACGUCCUGAUCUGUGGACUGGAAAUAGCGUUUAUUCUCAGAGUAAAAAUGACCAGGACCCCGCUGAAGGGGAGGUGAAUGAAUCUGUGAGCCCGACCAGGUCUAAUGUGGUGUAUAUAACACUCAGAUCUAAGCGGCACAAACCGGCCAUCAUCAGGGGCACAGUGCGACCCAAACUCCGGAGAAAGAAAGUUAAAGUGAGACAGCAGGGUGUCACACAGGGCAAAGCGAAGGACGCGGGGCACAAUAUAAGCACCGUUAACAAACGACUGGGAUAUUCUGAGCUUGGUGGCAGUGAUACUGGUUAUUCAACUAUAAGGAUAUACAGUGAAAGAGCUCCUCCAUGGUUCAGUAAUGACGAUAUCACUGCCAUGCGCUUUCUAGCCGAUAGUAAAAUUACGCAAAUUGAUGAAGUGUCACCUCAGGGCUUCUCUUCUUUAAUUUUAUUUAAAAGUGCGACAAAUGGCACAGACGACGUUGGUGAGUGUCGUAAAUGUUGCGGUAUUGUCAAGCGACCCUUGGACAUGAGUGAGGUGUUCGCCUUUCAUCUGGACAGGAUCUUAGGACUGAACAGAACUUUGCCAGCUGUCAGCAGACGAUUCCACUCUCUUGGAGAUGGUCAGCCUUGUCCAGUGGUUUUGUGGGAUCCUUCUUUAAGCCCAGUAGUAGAUCAACCUUCUGAAAGGUUGAACUGGGGCUCAUAUCAAACCUCUCUCAAACACAAGUGCUGGCAUCGGGGCGUCAUACCUAAACCAGAGUGGAGCUGCACCAGCAUCCACCACCACGAAUGGAGCAAGCUGGUAGUCUUUGAUUUCCUCCUGCAGAUUUAUGAACGUCUAGACAAAAACUGCUGUGGAUUCAAGCCUCGCCCAGAGGACACCUGUGUGGAGCUUGGUCACCAUGAAGAAUGUAGAGACAAGGACAGCAUAGAGCUGAGACACAUAGUCCACCGUAAACAUGACCCACACCGCCUGGUUUUCUUCAACAACAAGGGCUACUUUGACCGAGAUGAGGGGAAUCUGAAUUUCAGGCUACUAGAGGGAAUCAAAGAGCUACCAGAUCAGUCUUUGUCAGUGUUGAGGUCUCAGCGUCUCAGGGAAAAGCUCCUGCAAUCGCUGUUUCUCGACCAGCAGUACUGGGACAGUCAGGGUGGCCGUCAAGGCAUUGAAAAACUCAUUGACGUAAUUGAGAGAAGAGCCAAAGUCUUGCUCACGUACAUUAAUGCUCAUGGGGUUAAAGUAGUACCUAUGAACUCUUGACAGAUGGUGCUUCAGCUUUCAAUGUGUAAGACGAACCACCAACCUUUUGGUUUCCAAUGAACGUUGAUGUUUUCGACAGAUUAGUAUGCCAAUGAAGACCUGCUGAAUUGAAACACUUUCAGUCAAAAUUCUAUGCACUACAGAAAUUAAGAGCACUUUGUGGUGUUGUAAGUGCUUCUCCCGUUUAAGACGAGAAGAAAUGAUAGUUAUAGGGCUAAUUUUUGGCACUACUGACAUUCCACAAGAUAAAGGCACUGUAAGUGAUAUGAUGUUUCGUUAACUUCUACCAGCCUUAGCUUCUGAAUUCAACUGCCUCUUCUGUCCAAAAUCCCGCCCACUAAUGACAUGUCAGCAAACCUGAUGUAAGCAAUCUGAAUGCUCAAACUGAGUCUUUUGGUUAGCUGCACAUCGAUGUCCCACAGCUAGUCUGUUUUGAUGUUUACAGAGCUGUAAGGUUAUCACAGAGAUCAGUGCAAUUUCUCAGGACACCUGUUUUAGAGUGUGUGCUAUUCCAUAAACAAUACCAAAGCACUUUAAAAUUCCAAUUUUAUAAUCAAUGCAUGUUCCGCUCAAUAAGUAGUUUCAGUCAGUUAUUAAUUUCAAUCUACAAUACAGCUUUAUAUGAACAUUUCUGCUAUAAUCUGCACAUAUUUUUUUCUGCUUUGGUGUUCAUGAUGAUGGUUCCAGCAUCGUUAAAUCUAUUAAAGUUGCACUUGUGUUUAUCACUGUGAAGAUGAUAUGAAUCUUCUUUCAUAUGAAUGGCAGUAUUCAUUGUGCUCUCAGAAGUGUUUGUUUUUGUAUUAUGUUGUUUGCCUUUGUAAAAAGAAAAAAAGUAUACAUACAGUAUAUAGAAUAAAAGUGUUGCAUUUCAGUUCAUCACAAAAUCAUUUCAAUAUUACAUGAAUUGGUAGCACCACUGUUUGUCAAGUUUGAGAAAAUCUUAUAAUCUUUGAAAUGGUUUGAAAAGUACUUUAUACACCAUGGUAUGUCUGAACAUUUGAUACUGAUUGGCUGAUUAUGAUGCUAACAUGUUAAUAAGUUGAGUUUUACCGUUUUGGAAUCUAUUCAGCCGAUGUCCGGGUCUGGCGAUAGCACUUUUAGCAUAGCUUAGCAUAGAUCAUUGAAACCGAUUAGACCACUAGCAUCGCGUUCAAAAAUGACCAAAUUAGUGAUUAUUACGCCAGAAUGGGAGUAUUGUUCCUAAUCAUAUUGGCCUAGAAAAUCGCAACUUUUCAUUUUCUGCCGGUCUUAGAACACGAUAUAACUACAGAAGAGUCAAGUUUUAAAUAUAAAAAAUAUUGAAACUUUGGUCAUUUUUGAACGCGAUGCUACUGGUCUAAUCGGAUUCAACGAUCUAUGCUAAGCUAUGCUAAAAGUGCUAUUGCCAGACCCGGAGAUCAGCUGAAUAGAUUCCAAAACGGUAAAACUCAACUUAUUAACUCUGGGGGAGUUGGAGAAUGAGCCUAUUUCCAAGAAAAGUGGAGUGUUCCUUUAAAUGGCUGGUUAGCAUUCAAUUGAGCAUUUUGCAGUGCGCUUUCAGAGUUUCUCUGAAACCCUCCACCUUCCCCAGCCCCACCUGUAUAGAUCUGCUACGGGUUAUUUUAUAUGUGAACCGUGCUGGCAAAAUGCGCAUGGGUUAAUUUUGAGCUACAGACACAAAAAAGUGAAAAACAUAGAUUUUAGUCAAAUUUCAGGUUUUGAGUUCAUUAAGCCCUCGUCUAGUGAUCCCAAUGCUCCAAAUAGUAACUAAACAUCUAAAAUGAUCUUUAUUUGUACAUUUUCUGAGAGGAGUGCCUUUUUCUCUGCUUGCUUCUUGCGCUGCUGCUGACUGAUAUAUGAAUCGCGCACAUACAGUACUGUAAAUGUGCUUCCACUAGUGCAUGAUCCCGAUAAAUAUACACACAGACUGUAUACAUAGAAUUACAGUAUUUAAGUACUGUAAACAUAAUCUGUUAUGUCUUAAGUGAAUGUUUGGUGAACCGUUGGGAAAAACAUCUGAUGUGUAACACAUAUCAGAUCCGUGCAGUACAAUAGGACUUACUAUAUAGGCCGUCUGUCUCAUUAAUGUUAAUCUAACAAUAAAAGAAAAGAUCACUGCUCUUGA